AUGAGCAGUUGUUCUGCUGGAUCAGGUAAAAGUACCUUUAGUAAACAGCUGCGUGUCCUGUACGGGGAUGGCUUUCCGGAGGCGGAGAGGGUCAAGCUACGGCCAAACGUGUACAGCAACGUCCGGGUGGCCAUCAAGCGUCUGGUACGGGCUAUGGAGAAACUAGGAAUCCAGUUUGAGAAGGAAGAGUCAAAGGAUCUCUCAGAAAACCUAGUGAGCGUGGAAAAUGGGCAACACUGUUAUGAGCUGUGCGCGGACGACAAGCUGAGUUUGGAAGAGACGGUGGCAAUCCGGGCACUGUGGCAAGACAAGGGGGUACAGGACGCCUGGGAACAGAGACAUCUGUACCACCUGGCAGAGUCAGCCAAAUAUUUCCUGGACAACAUUGACCAGAUCUCCACCGAGACGUACAUCCCUUCUGUGCAAGACAUCCUGUAUAUCAGAUUACCCACCACUGCUAUUGAGGAGCAUGAAUUUUCUGUCAAUGGACUAACAUACAGAGUGAUUGAUGUAGCAGGCCAGAAGAGUCAACGGAAGAAGUGGAUCCAUUUCUUUGAGGGAGUGACAGCUGUUCUGUUCUUCACUGCCCUGAGUGGUUUCAAUGAGCUCAUGGACGAUGAUGACAAAGUGAACUGUUUGCACGACAGCCUGGACCUGUUCCGUGACCUGGCCUACAACAAGUGGCUGGAGCAGACAGACUUCAUCCUGUUCCUGAACAAGCAUGACCUUUUCGUGGAGAAACUCAAGACAACCAGUAUCAAAAGCUGCUUCCCACACUAUGAUGGUCCCAACACGCCGGAAGACUGUACGGACUUCAUCCAAGGGGAAUUCCUGAAGAGAAAACCUGUGAAGAAGACCGUCUAUCCUCACAUAACCUGUGCCACGGACACCAACCUCAUGAAGACCAUCAUCAGUGAUGUGCACAACAUUAUCGUAGAUAUCAACCUGCGCAGGGUUGCCCUGCUGUGAUUCCUGAGAACUCUGUGUAUUGUUGCAACUGUGUUGGGGAUGGGGCUUGUAGGGAAGGGGUUGUACUUCCGCUUGUCCAGAGUUUUGUAUGUGUAGGUAGUCUUUCUUCUCGAAAUGGGACAAUGGAUUGGGUGCAAAAUGAUGACAAGGGCAAUGUUUGUAACCUUGAACCUUGCUGUGCAUAUUGUGCAGUUUUGACACUGGAGUCGUCUGUUUGAAUGUAUCUGACUUUGGGGAAUUUUCACUUCAAUUUGUAAUAAGUUACUACGCCACCCGGCAGCCUUGACAAGUACUGCAGCAGCUGACAUAAUUGCCAUGUAAACUCACUUUGUUUUUUGUUGUUUUUUUACUCCUUUGAAAGAUUUAAUAGGUCAAAGAGGAUGACGUGUGAAAGCCAAAA
Branchiostoma belcheri (Belcher's lancelet) is the source of this 1369-nucleotide messenger RNA. Its product is annotated as guanine nucleotide-binding protein subunit alpha-11-like. The record is from RefSeq and is a predicted model, not a curated record. The transcript is spliced from 7 exons. The coding region runs from base 1 to 969 and encodes 322 amino acids. Gene Ontology annotation, molecular function: G protein-coupled receptor binding; GTPase activity; guanyl nucleotide binding. Lineage: Eukaryota; Metazoa; Chordata; Leptocardii; Amphioxiformes; Branchiostomatidae. Gene Ontology annotation, biological process: adenylate cyclase-modulating G protein-coupled receptor signaling pathway. Gene Ontology annotation, cellular component: heterotrimeric G-protein complex.